Molecule: messenger RNA, 3980 nt
Organism: Triplophysa dalaica
Lineage: Eukaryota; Metazoa; Chordata; Actinopteri; Cypriniformes; Nemacheilidae
Gene: kcnab1b
Product: potassium voltage-gated channel subfamily A regulatory beta subunit 1b
Exons: 14
Coding region: 700-1902 (400 amino acids)
Biological process (GO): potassium ion transport; negative regulation of delayed rectifier potassium channel activity; transmembrane transport
Cellular component (GO): membrane; extrinsic component of cytoplasmic side of plasma membrane; cytoplasm
Molecular function (GO): transmembrane transporter binding; voltage-gated potassium channel activity; potassium channel regulator activity
Source: RefSeq, a predicted model, not a curated record
UCUCCAUCUCUAUUUGAUUCUCCUUCACUUGCUGGCACAGUGAUCAUGCAGCUCUCUCUCUCUCUCUCUCUCUCUCUCUCUCUCUCGCUCUCUCGCUCUCUAUAUAUAUAUUUCUUCAUCAAACUGACUGUUUUUAGUGCCGCCUAAACCACAUUCGCCUGUUAUUGAGAGGACAUUUGAUGCGGGACGCAGCGUGUUUUUGCAGUCAUCUCAGCCCACAGCUCACUAUCUUGCAGGGUGGACGGGCAAUUAAAAAGGGUGUCCUGCUCCGUCCUGGACUUUCAAGGAUCUAUCGAUUAUCCUGUUGACCACCUGCCGAGUGUUUUGCCGGAGCCCUGGAGUCUGCUGCCUGUGCAUCUCCUGCGGUGCACGCUGACUGCUUCCAUAGUCUCAUAGCAGUGGAGCAGAGGUUGAAGAAAACCCCACCAUCACCUCUCACAGCCUGAGGAGGAACACGGCAGAGGGUCAGCAGAGGAGAAGGAGUGACAGGAGGGAAGAAAUGUAAAAAAGAGUAGAGCAGAGCAAAGAGGACAAUAUUAUCAUUUGGUGUGAGGAUCAACCAACUGUUGUGAGAGAAAGUUUGGUCUCUUUUGAAGGUGACUCAAAACUCCUCCGCAUUUGACAUCUGCACUCUCCUCCAUAGAACUUCCAGGACAAUCAUUCUCUGUGCUGCAACCCGGUUAUUGCACAGCUGCAAGAAUGCAGGUUUCAUUUGCAUGCACUGAUCACGGGCUUAAGGCCCCACGCGCGAGCGAGCCGAACAAGCAGAACACGUCGAGUCCGAACACGGCCAGCAAGGCACGGACACGGUUCCGGACGGUGGCGCUGAUCGCCCGCAGUCUGGGCUCCUUUACGCAUAGACACGCACAGAUUUCUCUGAAAGAGUCCACUGGAAAACUCACAGGCAUGAAGUACAGGAAUCUUGGGAAGUCGGGAUUGCGAGUGUCAUGCCUUGGACUCGGCACGUGGGUGACGUUUGGGGGGCAGAUUUCAGAUGAGGUGGCAGAGCAGCUGAUGACUAUCGCUUAUGAAAAUGGGGUCAACCUCUUCGAUACUGCAGAGGUGUACGCUGCUGGAAAAGCAGAAAUAAUCCUAGGAAACAUUAUCAAGAAGAAGUGUUGGAGGAGAUCCAGUCUGGUCAUUACAACCAAGCUGUACUGGGGAGGAAAGGCAGAAACAGAGCGUGGGCUGUCUAGAAAGCACAUUAUAGAAGGUCUGAAGGGAUCUUUGCAGAGGUUACAGCUGGAGUAUGUGGACGUGGUUUUUGCCAAUCGCCCCGACAGUAACACACCUAUGGAGGAAAUAGUGAGAGCCAUGACUCAUGUCAUUAAUCACGGCAUGUCCAUGUACUGGGGAACAUCACGCUGGUCAGCGAUGGAGAUCAUGGAGGCAUACUCGGUAGCGAGACAGUUUAAUCUGAUUCCUCCUGUGUGCGAACAGGCAGAGUAUCAUUUAUUUCAGAGGGAUAAAGUAGAGAUGCAAUUGCCUGAGCUUUACCAUAAAAUAGGGGUUGGCGUGGUCUCUUGGUCUCCUCUGGCCUGUGGGAUCAUCACAGGAAAGUAUGAGAAUGGCAUCUCAGAAUCCUCCAGGGCCUCUUUGAAGUCAUAUCAGUGGCUGAAAGAGAAGAUUCUUAGUGAUGAUGGCAGAAAGCAGCAGGCAAAACUCAAGGAACUGACCCACAUUGCUGAGAAGCUCAGCUGUACGCUUCCACAGCUUGCCAUCGCCUGGUGCCUCCGUAAUGAAGGAGUUAGUUCUGUUCUCCUGGGGACAUCCAACCCGGCACAGCUCACUGAGAACUUGGGUGCAAUACAGGUCCUUUCAAAGAUCACCUCUCAUGUGGCCACGGACAUCGACAAAAUUCUGGGAAACCGUCCCCAUAGUAAGAAAGACUACCAUCAUUAGGCCUUUCUGUGAAUCCGUAUGCCUUGCGACUCAGGAUCCCGUGCCAGCCCUCUUGUGUCAGCGGGUGUCCCACCAUCGUGUGUCUAUCUCAACUUCUGCAGAGAUCCAUUGUUGCUGUUACAGUAGAAAUGCUAAAGUGUUUUGCAUGCUUCUAUUCAACCCAAUUCUGCGAGAAGAUCUCUGUGAAGACACACUUGCCAGUGAAGCACAGAAGCUCCUGGACAUGUUUGUGGAAUUAUGCAUUUAGCUGUUCAUCACCCUUAUGUGCCAAAAUGAUCCCUGGUCUUCACCUCUGGACAUGCAAUCUGAGAAGGGGCAGGUAAAUGUAUGAAAUGAUAGGCUUAUAUGACCAGUGUAUGUGAGCCAUGCAGAAUGGAAGUGGUGCGGUUGAAUUUUUUUAUAUAGUAUGAAGGGUAUUCUCUAUCUCUUUAUGAUCAUUCCAUUAAGAAUACAUAAAUAUUGUGACAUAUUGCUGCUGUCCUUAUGAAACCUUGUAUCUCCAUAUUUUGUGAUUUUAUUUGCAAAUAUAUUUUGGUUACAUAUAAAAGUAUUAACAAAGUGCUUGUCAAUUUUGACAACACCGUAUUUAUUCAUUUAAAAAGUGCAGUGUUUUUUCCAUUUCCUGAAAAGCAGCGAAUCUGGACAUCCAAGGUUUCGUAAGGACAGCAACAAUAUGAAAAAAAAUAAAAAAGGUUGAUUAUGACUUCUCUCUAUUCAAAUAGAUGAAGAUUGACAUUUCCCUGUGACUGUAUAGAACUAGCUUGACAUUAUAUGACAUUAUUUAAUACAGAAAAAUCAAAAGCCGGAGUGGAGAGUUUAAAGAAUGCUUACACUCUAAAAAGGUAUUUGUUUUUUUUUUGUUGGUUAGCUUAAAAAUUGUUGCUUUUAAAGUUAAUUAAAAAGGUAAUUGGUUGUCUUAAAAAGUUACUUAAACUUAAAAAUAUUAGUUAACUCAAUGAAUUUCUUGUUGGGUUGACUAAUACUUUUAAGUUGAAUUAACUCAAAAUUUUAAGGCAACCAGGUAACCAACAAAUUUUUUAAGUGUAACUGGAAGAGUUGUUUAGAUUUGCUCACAUUCUCUGCUACGUUGGUCUUACUUACUGAAAAGAAUGCAAUGUAGGAGAAAAAAAUAAUUUGCAUAUUAUGCUGAGAAUGUAAAAACGGAGAACUGUGACGUUUGGCAGUGCGUAAGCUGUGUGCGACAAAAAUGUGUUGGAGUUAAAAGCCAUCAACAGUGGAUUUGGCUGUUAUCAUGUUAAAAUGUUUCUCUGACAUGUUGUGCAUAUUGUCUUCGUCGUCUUUAAAAAAAAGCACAAAACUGUUUGUGUAUGUUUAUCCCUGAAAUAUGUGAUGUGUCAUUUGUUCCAUGAUUUUUUAUUCCCACUGCUCUGGAUGAAUAUUAUAAGUAACAUAGUUCGUAAAAUGCUUUUUCAGUGAAACAAGCGUUCCACUGUAUUCAAUGACACUGAUUAAAGACAUGCUUGCUGCUGUAUUUGUAUUUGAACUGCUAAGCAGUAAAUGCAGAGAGACUGAAAUCUAGAAUUAUGUCUAUUACAAGCAGUGUUGGGUAAGUUACUCUGAAAAAGUAAUUAAUUACUAGUUACUCAUUACAUAUUCAAUAGUGUAAUUAGAUUACUGUCCAUAUUUCUCUGUCCAAAAAGUAUUUAGUUACUCAUUACUAAUUAUUUUUCUAUAUCCUACAUCAACCUUGAUUAGUUAAGUGAUUCAAGAAUAUACAUGAAACGGCUUAUUGAAUUCAUUCAAAUAAAUAAUAAUAUUAACUGACCAAAGUAUUACAAAUGUGAGAAUUAUACAUUAAAGCACAGAUUUUAAAGUAAGACUCUGAAUUUUGAAGUCAUUAAACUAUUGCACACGAAUAUAUUUAACAAAGUAUUUAGUUUAAUUACAUCAAAAGUAACUGUAUUUAAAUUACAGAAAACAUAUGAGUAAUCCCUUACUUUACUUUUUCAAGGGAAAAGUAAUUAAAUUACAGUAACUAAUUACUUAUUAACUAGUUACACCCAACACUUACUACAAGCAAGGUCAAAAUGUUUACAAACUUGAAAAUGAAGCUGUUA